Molecule: messenger RNA, 1350 nt
Organism: Acanthamoeba castellanii str. Neff
Lineage: Eukaryota; Discosea; Longamoebia; Acanthamoebidae
Exons: 9
Coding region: 1-1350 (449 amino acids)
Source: RefSeq, a predicted model, not a curated record
AUGGAUGCCACGUCUGUACUGUUCUCCAGGCACAUCAAUGGAGAGUCAAGAGAUUUGACUCAGGCAUUCAAACUGGCGCGUGCCGAGGCAAGGGAGAAGGUGGACGCCAUGAUCGUCCAGCUCCUCGCAGCCGCGCCCACGUGCAUAUCAGGGGACAAGAAGCAAGUGUCCAUCGGGUCACUUCUCUCUCCUCGCCAGCGAUGUGCGUCGUGUGGAACCGAGUUUGGGCUGUGGGAGCGACGGGCCACCUGUUUCAUGUGCCAGAAGGAGCACUGCGCCAAGUGCGCCUCACUCCUAUCGUACGCCCAGAUCGCCGGCGACCCGAAGCUCCACCUUCUGCUCACCCUGCGACGACGCGAAAUCGAACGCGAACGUCUCAAGGCACAGCUUCCCGCCGGUGCCACCGUGCCACCCCAGCCACAACAGCCCCAGCAGCCAGAAGAGUUCUUGGCAUGCACCAAGUGCGCGAUCGUGGUCACGCGCCAGGAGAAGGCGCGCAUGUACAGGGAGGUGUUCGCGUGGGGCCGGAGGGACAAUCGUCUGCGCAUCAUCUACGAGGAGGGCGUCGUGUGGAGCCGACGCGAAAUGGAGAAGCUGUUCCCGCGCUAUGCCCGGCUGGUCGACGCCAUCUCCCGGGAGGGCAGCGGGAAGGUGUUCGACCCCUUCUCGAAUCCCAAGACCGUGGGCUUCUCUGUUGACCACUCGGCCAACGACAUUGACGCCGACUUCAUCCACAACUACGAGGCAGCGCUGACCGUUCAGGCCAAUUUGGAAAAGGUCACCAAGCUGUUCGAGCGCGCGGUGAAGGAGAUCUCCCUUAUACGACCACCCACCGAGGCCGAGAGGCGCGUGAACGAAGUGAUCAAGUCGGCCUGCGUCCUCUUUUCGCAGGACCUCAUCGCACCGUUUCGAGUUAUGAAAAAGAGGGUGAUUCACCUGCAGAUGAACAAAGCUGCGCAGCUGUACCUUCUCAUGUAUCAGCUGGUGUGGGAGGACAAGCAGCACCAGAAGUUCUGGACCCAGUUCGGGGAGUCCUUACUGAACGGCUUGUCGAUGAUGAAGACCGAACUCCACGACGUGGUGUCGAAGGCCGGCGAGGACUGGGACAAGUACCGAACAAAGGUCGAGGACUUUCUGGUCGACUGGGAGCGACACAACACCGCACUCCUUCGAGUGUCGGCAGCGGAUCAGACGGAAGGGACGGUGCUGCGGAAGAACGUGAUGAUCGUAAAGAAGGCCAUGAAACAGAUCGACACCUCCGUGGGCGCCUCCAAGCUGCCGCAGACCAAGCGAGCGCUGACCCUACUCCUCAGCCUCCUCGAACGCACCUACGACCAAUACACUCGAUGA